AUGAACUCAAAUUGGUCAAUCACAAAAGGCAAUCUAAAUACGCGAUCAUCAUAUCUCAACCUUGAUGACUCCCCUCCCUCAUUAUCAGCAGAUCAAUACGAUGAUGAUUAUAUAAAUAUAUUAUUACAUAAUAAUAAUCAUAAUAAUAAUAAUAAUAAUAAUAAUAAUAAUAAUAAUAAUAAUAAUAAUAAUAAAAAUAAUAAUAAUAAUAAUAGUAACACCUCAACAACAACAAUAAUAGAACCAAUCAUUCAACUAGAAAACAAAUUGAAUUGUACUGAUCCAUGUACUUUAAGCUUUCAGUUUGAUAUCUUUGUCGAUAUUCAUCACAUAUUGGUUAUUUCAUAUUCUCGCAUAGUUGAAUUAUAUAAACAACAACCAACAACAAAUGAAUACGUUGGCUCUCAAAGAGGUACUGUUAUAAACUCUAAACAUUUGAAUCAAAAUGUUAGUAUUGUAUCUUUGAAAUGUAACUUGCUUCAAUCAAAUUCAAUUUCUUUCAAGUUUUGUUCACUAUUAAAUCGAGAAAGAAAUGAUAUCUACUUUCUUCAAAUCUAUGGAAAACCAUCGAAAUCACCCAACAACACUAAUCAACAACCAUUACUAAAUAGUGAUGAAGGAAGAGGUCUCAUGGCCAUAAUGGCUUUGAUGGCCAAACAAUCUUCAUUGUCACCAAUUCCAUCUUCUUCUUCUUCUUCUUCUUCUUCUUCUUCUUCUUCUUCUUCUUCUUCUUCUUCUUCUUCUUCUUCCUCUUCUUCUUCUUUACCAACACCACCAACAACUAAAAACCUGCCACUAAAACAACAACCUCAACAACAACAACAACAACCCAUUACAGAACAACAACAACUACAACAACAAGUACAAAAUCAUAUUAAUAAUCUAACAUUGGCAUACAAACAUGGACUUUUACCAAAGGGUCAAUUAAAGGAACAUCUUGAAAUGAUUUUUAAAUCAAAUUCAGAAGUCUACUUUGAGAGAAUAGAAGCAAUAGAUGCACAAAAAAUACCAAAACUAACAGUUACAUUUAAUCUAAAAGAGAUCUUGGAAAGGACAUGUAUUUUGAAAGAUUUGAUUACCAGACAGCAAGAAGAAAAAAGUCUUGAUGAAGAUAGUUUUGGUGAUGAAAAGGUGCAAGAUGACGGUAGUGAUGAUGAACAAGAGGAUUGUUUUCCCAAACCACAAGAUUACAUAGAAUUGUUACUUUUAAAAUUUGAUUCACUUGAAACAAAAAUGGACUCACUAGACAGGAAAAUGGAUUUGAUUAUUAAAAGAAUCGAUAACUUGGAGAAUAAUAGAUCAACUAAAUAA
Messenger RNA from Cavenderia fasciculata, 1311 nucleotides. RefSeq lists its product as uncharacterized. NCBI's taxonomy places the organism in Eukaryota, Evosea, Eumycetozoa, Acytosteliales, Cavenderiaceae. The coding region runs from base 1 to 1311 and encodes 436 amino acids. The record is from RefSeq and is a predicted model, not a curated record. The transcript has 2 exons.